Messenger RNA from Diabrotica virgifera virgifera (western corn rootworm), 2245 nucleotides. RefSeq names its product actin-binding protein WASF2 (gene SCAR). The transcript has 8 exons. Gene Ontology annotation, molecular function: protein kinase A regulatory subunit binding; actin binding; Arp2/3 complex binding. The record is from RefSeq and is a predicted model, not a curated record. Lineage: Eukaryota; Metazoa; Arthropoda; Insecta; Coleoptera; Chrysomelidae. Gene Ontology annotation, cellular component: cytoskeleton; SCAR complex. Bases 226 to 1866 code for a protein of 546 amino acids. Gene Ontology annotation, biological process: actin cytoskeleton organization; positive regulation of Arp2/3 complex-mediated actin nucleation.
AUGUGUUAGUGAAAUCGCAGUUGGGUGUACCGCUUCGCCAUUUUAUCAAUAUUUUAAUAAAAAUAAGAACAAUUUUUUAAAGUUAAUGUGCUUACUGUGAGUUAGUUCAACAAUAGACUGUUGUUAGUGAAAAUAUGAAGUUAUGUGCUAAAAAGCACGUUUCUGGUUACCCAAAACUGGCCAAAGUGAAAAGGCGUUAGUGAUAAAGUGUGAGCGUCGCACAAAAUGCCUUUACCGAAGCGGGUGAUAGAGCCCGUUUACGUCACUAGGGGUACAUUACCGGAAGACUAUCCCUUACCGUCGGAGCUCGAAGCUGUUACCAACGGAACUCUAGCCAACACUGUUAGACAACUUUCUUCAUUAUCUAGGCAUGCUGAAGAUUUAUUUGGCGAAUUAGCAAGAGAUGCCCAACAGCUCUACGAUAGGUCAAAUUCUUUGCAAGCUAGAAUCGAUAGGUUAGCAAUAAAAGUAACACAAUUAGAUAGUACCGUGGAGGAGGUGUCGCUUCAAGACAUUCACAUGAGGAAAGCCUUUAAGAGCAGUGUGGUGUUCGACCAACAGAUAUUUUCUCGAGAUACGAUGCCCACCGCCAUGUUAGAAACGUACAACGUGUGCGAUAAACCACCACCUUUAGACAAAUUAAAUUGUUACCGAGACGAUGGCAAAGACGGCCUCAAAUUCUACACGGAUCCUAAUUACUUCUUCGAAUUGUGGAGACAAGAGAUGUUGAAUGAUACCGAAAGGGUGAUGCACGACAGGGGGAAGACCCGGCACAGACCCCGCACCCAGGAUGGCGGACAAGGGAAUAGGCAUAAGAGGAGAGUCAGGCAGCCGCAUAAUACUCGAGAGAGGCAGAAGCAGAUAGCUAGAGAUCACGGAGAGUAUAUUAUGCCGCAAAAUACCAUUUACAGGACACCUCAACAACUGCAACAACCUCAACAGCAGAUGCCACCUGAAGAAAUGAUGGUUCCCCAACAGCAAAUGCAACCGCGACCACCCAGACCCAAUUCUAUCGAAAUUCGUCGCUCUUACCAACAAGAAGUUCCAGACGGUAUCAUGUCACCAGCUUAUCCUCCUUACGAAGAAAAUCCUUACCAACACGGCCUCUAUGGGCAAGGCCCGUUGAGCUCGGAAUCUUUGUAUGCGGGUGGAACGCCUACGAGAGGUGUGAAAAUACGACCUUCUCAACCACCACCUGCGCCCCCUAGCAAUAACAGCACACCUUCCGCUAGUACACCAACGAGAGGGAGGAGUAUGUCCACAGGAAGGGAUAAUUUACCACCACCGCCACCACCUCCAGAGGCGACUAUGUCACCUCCCCCACCAAACGGCAUUCCAGCACACAUCGUCAGGCAGGCCAGCCAGUCACGGUCAAAUAGUCCACAUUCACACCAAGCUACACCAGAACCUGCUCAAGAUUUACCUCCACCACCACCAGCUCCUGUUAAACAGGCUUCUCCACCAAAACAACAAACGCCUGUUGCACCGCCUCCGCCUCCUCCACCACCAAUGCCGAUGCCGAUGGUGGUGAACGGUCCGACGUCCACUCCGACGCCGAUGUUAAAUGGAGAUUUAGCCAAAAUUCUGAAUUCCGCGCCACCAAAAUUGACACCUGUCAAAGAUCGACCGAUGAAUAAGCCGCCGAUGGUCGACCCUAGGAACGAUCUUUUGAAAGCCAUUAGAGAUGGAAUUAAAUUGAGGAAAGUAGAAAAGAUCGAACAAAAAGAGGUCGAAAGGGGCAACGGCUUACACGACGUCGCCAGCAUCUUAGCCAGGCGAGUAGCGGUGGAAUUCAGCGACUCCGAAUCUGGUAGCGACUCGGAAUGCGACAGCGAGGGAUGGGGCGAGAACGAGACGUCAGCGUGACACAGACGCAAGGCUAGCACUGCUAGCCAGGUGUAUUGAUUGUCGGUUUGGAUCACUUGGACUUCGAUUGGAUUGGCUGAUUGGUCUCGAAGACAACGAAUACGUAUGUGGAAAGGAAGAGAUGGUGAGAUUUUUGAUGAAUGGACAGAGAGAGAAAGAACUGGUAAUGUUUUUAUGUCAUUUAAACAUGUGUCUUGUAGGUUUUACUAACGUCGAACUGUUUUGUUAUUAAAAAAUGUUUAAUUUGCAUUCUACGCCAAAACUGUAACUGUAAUAGAAAAUAAUGUUCAAAGGAUAUCGUGGAUAUCGAGAUUUUUGUAACUUUUUUAAAGCAUAAAAUAUAAAACUGUCCUUGUCCAAUAAAACACUUUCCAGGCAA